Molecule: messenger RNA, 1073 nt
Organism: Folsomia candida
Lineage: Eukaryota; Metazoa; Arthropoda; Collembola; Entomobryomorpha; Isotomidae
Exons: 4
Coding region: 126-932 (268 amino acids)
Source: RefSeq, a predicted model, not a curated record
CGUCAACCCGCCCACAAAACGGAGCACAUGCUGAUUUGUAAAUUAUUAGACUUGACGUUUGUACAUUCGCUCAAUACAAAAUAAUUAUUAUAUUUAGUUAAUUGACAUAUUAUUCGGACAAAAAAAUGAACGUGGACAAGGAAUUGGCCGAGAUUUUGCGUCAAAUUGACGAUCAUGAACCUGCCGUGGUACUGAAGGGUUUGAAAGCUUUGCUACAAUGCUUGGAUACUGUGGAUCAGACCCCCUUGUAUCGGAAAAUAUGGGCUCAUGUAGUUUAUGACGCCCUCAAUAAAAUCAUUCAUUCAAAAGACGCCGAAGUUGUGGCGCAGUUGGGAGUUGCACUUCUUAGAACGUUACCAGUCGUGGAGGAGAGAGAUCCAAAUACUUUCUGUGAUAAGUUGACCAAGUAUGACGAUGUGCUUAAAAAGAUUCUAUUCACUAUGGACUUCUCCAGCAGUUCUGCGGAAAAGAAAGAGUGGUUAAUUCAUCUCGAGAAGUUUAUCGAAAAAAUGGGUCAUGCCAGUAUGCAUUGGGUCGACAGGAUUAACUCAGUGCUGCUCGGCUUCGCGUCUUCGGGAAAUUGCAAGGAAUGGGUUUUAAUCUUGAAGGUUGUCCAAGCGUUGAUAAAGAAUACAUGGAUGAAACCCAGCUUACGAGAUUGGGUACAAAUCAUGGUCAAGAUCCUCUUCAACCAAGGCGUCGCUUCAGCAUUGUCAGCAAAAACGGAAACACCUGACAAGGCUGAAAUGGCAGAAAUAUAUUCAAACGUGCAAUCCUGCUUCCAACUCAUGUCCAAAUGUGAAGACUUUCCUUCACUUCAGUCAGACUUGCGGCACUUGGUGAAAACAAUAGAAGAACACGGCAAGGACAAUUUGUACCAGACCAAACUUCUCGAGGAAUUAGAUAAAUGUGAAAUACGGACAUUUUUGUAAGCUGUACAAACUAUUUAUUUAUUAUUAAAUGAAAUGACUCGCCAAAUCAUAUACAUAAUAAUAAGUUAUAAUAGUAGAUUGAUUUAUGUUUUAUACGAAGUCGAGCAAUAAUAAAAAGUACAAUAACAGCAUUAACAACAA